Messenger RNA from Ilex paraguariensis (yerba mate), 1892 nucleotides. The record is from the annotation of a GenBank genome assembly. NCBI's taxonomy places the organism in Eukaryota, Viridiplantae, Streptophyta, Magnoliopsida, Aquifoliales, Aquifoliaceae.
CUCAAUACCAACAAUGGUGUCUGCUUUUCUGGAUGUGCACCUUUGCCUCAGUUUGGGCAAUAAAGGGAGUUUCAGGCUUUGCAGGAGAUCAGAGGCUGGUAUAUCCCAGGAUGGGAUCACUGAUCAACAGUCACCAAGGAGGCUCAUAGGUUGGCGACCCUCACAGCACCUGGGAAGACAUCUGGCUAAGGAAACGCAUACCUUAGAUCAAGGGAAGAAGAAAGCCAGCAUGAGCCUGAUAGAAAACUGUCGAUCUGUCACAAAGGAUGAUAUAGUUAUUCCUGAUUCCUCGGCAGUCCAACAACAUAAGCUCCCUCCUCUGGUUAGUGCAUUGAAAGCUUCAGCAGAAGAAAAUGCAGCCAGUUUUCACUUCCCUGGUCACAACAGAGGGCGAGCUGCACCAUCGUCAUUGACUCAGCUUAUUGGUGUAAGACCUUUCCUUCAUGACUUACCUGAGCUUCCAGAACUUGACAACCUCUUUGCUCCAGAGGGGCCCAUUUUAGAUGCACAAAAAGAAGCUGCUAAGCUGUUUGGAGCAUUUGAGACAUGGUUCCUAGUUGGGGGUAGUACAUGUGGAAUCCAUGCUGCCGUCAUGGCUACAUGUUCACCAGGAGAAACUCUUAUUCUCCCUCGGAAUUGCCAUAUAUCAGCCACAUCCGCCAUGGUAUUGUCUGGCGCACUACCAAAGUACAUUAGCCCUGCGUAUAAUUUUGAUUGGGACAUUGCUGGUGGCAUCACUCCAUCUCAGGUAGAGAAGGCAAUCAAGGAAUUGGAAAUGGAAGGUCAAAAAGCAGCUGCAGUUUUCGUCACUUCCCCUACUUACCAUGGUAUCUGCAGCGAUGUGGGUUCGAUUUCUCAGCUCUGUCAUUCUCAUGAAAUUCCCGUAAUUGUUGAUGAGGCUCAUGGGGCACACUUAGGAUUCCAUCCACAGCUGCCUAGGUCAGCUCUCCAUCAAGGGGCUGAUCUUGCUGUGCAGUCUACUCACAAAGUUCUGUGCUCUCUUACACAGUCAUCGAUGUUGCAUGUGUCUGGAAAUCUUGUUGAUAGAGAAAGAAUUUGUAGAUGUCUGCAAAACCUUCAAAGCACGAGCCCUAGUUAUCUGCUUUUAGCAUCAUUGGAUGCCACAAGGGCCCAAAUAAGUGAAAACCCAAAAAAUAUUUUUAACAAAGCAAUUGAAUUGGCUGUUGAGGUAAAAACUAGGAUCAACAAAAUUCGUGAACUUUCAGUCCUCGAUUUACCAAGUUUUUCUGAUUUUCCAGCAAUUGAUCCUCUGCGAAUUACUAUUGGUGUAUGGCAGCUUGGUCUUUCUGGUUUUGAAGCUGAUGAGAUCUUAUACAGGAAAUAUGGGGUCGUUUCAGAACUUACUGGUACCCGAUCUAUUACGUUUGCUUUUAACCUUGGAACCUGUAGAGAGCAUGUUGAUAGGCUUAUAUCAGGACUAGAACAUUUACCAGAAACUUUCUUACCAAUUCAACGCAUUGAAGAUAGGGUAGAUGAUGGUUGUGGUGCACCCUUUGAUGGAAUUACCAUGAGCCUGAGUCCUAGAGACGCCUUCUUUGCAAGUAAGAGAAAAGUGAGUGUCAAAGACAGCCUUGGAAAAACUUGUGGAGAGCUUAUAUGUCCAUACCCACCCGGUAUACCUUUGUUGAUCCCUGGUGAGGUUAUCACAGAGAGAGCAAUGGCAUACUUGCUGCAAGUUAGAAGUAAGGGCAUUGUUGUUAGUGGAGCAGCUGAUCCCUCUCUCUCCACUAUAGUUGUAUGCAAACCCUGAGCAAAUUUCAGCUCUCUAAGCACCAGCGGCUGAUAUGGGAAGCCAAGUUUACAUUAUCGAAAAUCCUGGUAUGAUUUCUGGUAUUGGAGGAGAUGAGCCAUUGUUCUACCAACAUACCACA